GUACAGUCACUGUGGCGUUGUGAUGACAGUUGUGUCAUGUGAAGUAUUAAUGAUGGGUGACGCAUAGAUUUGUUUGUGUUGUUUGCACAGUAGCCUGUGAUGUUCUUACAUGUGAUUUUGUGAGUGUUUACUAUUACUUUAUGACGUGCAGUUGAAAUUCUCUGUUAAGAAUGGCGCAAUUAAAUAUUUUAAACAGCGUUAUAAACUGCAAUACUUCUGUGCUGAACAUUGAUGAAGCAUGCCUCGUCGUGAAUUCUGCAGCGGAGAACAAUAUUCAGCUUUGGGCUCAAUCUGAAGAAUGUAUUUCGUGUGACUAUCAGCCUUGGUACACAGUUGGGGCAUUAGAAAAUGCUUCAUUUACAGUGAAAACAACAUUUCCUCUUUUAUUGCGUUACUCUUUCAAUGCCUCCAAAUGGUGUUUGAGGAAUGUUACAUUCAAAGAGUAUGGUGUAUAUGGGUGGAAUAUAUCUGAUGAUGCUUGCAGUGACUUAUACAUUAUAAAGAAGCCUGACUCACAGUUUCUUCCACUCAUUGUGGCUGUCUGUUUGCUGCUGCUUCUUAGUAUAAUAUCUUACGCAUCUGCUACAGUUGUGGAAUCAGGAUGGUUUACAAACCUAUGGAGGAGGAAUCUCUCCUUCACAGAGCUAGAAAAUGACCUUGGUAGCCCAAACCCUGGUGAUGCACCUCCAAUCAUAAGAAAUGAGGUACUGCAAAUAAUCCGUCGACAGAAUAGGGUUGCAUCUGUAGACAUCUUCCGAGGCUUAUGCCUAGCACUGAUGAUAUUUGUCAACUAUGGAGGAGGCCACUACUGGUUUUUCAAGCAUUCCGUAUGGAACGGUCUCACAGUAGCAGACCUUGUAUUCCCAUGGUUUAUGUGGAUAAUGGGUUUGAGCUUGGCGAUAUCUCUGCGCACACAAUUGCGCUCCAGUAAACCGAGGCUCCAUGUCCUCGGACACGUGUUACGUAGAUCACUUUUCCUUAUUGCCUUAGGAGUGAUUCUGAAUUCAUGUGGCAACCAUGGUACAAAACCUGAUGUAAAGACCCUGCGGCUGCCUGGAGUGUUGCAGAGGCUUGGUGUCUGCUACAUGGUGAUUGGCACAAUAGAGAGUUUGCUAAUGUCACGAGAGGGGGCAUUCAGGUAUGGACGCUACAUAGUACUGUCAGAUAUUAUAGAAUCCUGGUGUCAGUGGCUGGUGGUGAUAGCUUUGGCUACGGGCCAUGUUGCUAUCUCACUAGCUUUACCUGUUCCUGGCUGCCCGCGGGGCUACUUGGGACCUGGUGGAUGGCACAUGCAUGGACAAUAUGCCAACUGCACUGGUGGAGCUGCCGGUUACAUUGAUCGCCUCAUCCUCACUCCACAGCACAUGUACAAGAACCCUACAUGCAAGUCCAUUUACCACAAUGAUCAAGUGUAUGACCCGGAAGGUAUACUUGGAACCUUGACAUCAAUUCUGAUGGUGUACCUAGGAGUUCAUGCUGGUAGAAUCCUGCAAUGUUAUAACUACACCUUUAUGAGAAUCUCCCGCUGGUUGUCAUGGGGAGUGGUUACUGGCAUAUUAGCUGGAAUCCUCUGUCAUUUCUCGAAAGAAGAUGGAAUCAUCCCAGUCAAUAAGAAUCUCUGGUCCCUGUCAUAUGUGCUGGCAACUGCAAGCAUGGCUUUCCUUCUGCUUAGCAUAUUGUACUUUGUGGCAGACUGUCAUCGCUGGUGGAGUGGAGCUCCAUUCAUAUAUGCAGGCAUGAAUUCAUUGGUGCUGUAUGUUGGCCAUGAGUUGACAAGGCAUAUGUUUCCAUGGAGUUGGAAACCUCUCUACAAUAAUCAUUCUGAGCUAUUGGCAAUGAACAUAUGGGGUACUGCUCUGUGGUUAAUAAUAGCAUAUUUUAUGUAUCGCAAAGACUGCUUUGUGACUGUUUGAGAAGAGUUACUAAGAGACUGAUUUUAUCUGCUAUACAUGACACACACACGUGAUAUGAGAUGAAUACUCAAGGAUAUAUCUUGUACACUAUUUAUUGUCACUGAGUACUACUAGGUAUACAGGAAUUGAUUAUAUAGCUGUCUUCAUAUAGCAGAAGUUGAUUUUGAUUUAUUUUUAUUCUUUGUUGAAUGAAUGGUAAUUCAUAAAUUCUGUUUUGUCAACAUAGCAUUUGGCAGCUUUUUGUUAGUUAUUGUUUUCCAAAUAAUGUGUAAAAAAACUAUCUUAGUUUAUAUUAAUUUUCAGACUGCUGUCACUUGAUA
Messenger RNA from Schistocerca cancellata (South American locust), 2233 nucleotides. Its product is annotated as heparan-alpha-glucosaminide N-acetyltransferase-like. The record is from RefSeq and is a predicted model, not a curated record. The transcript has 11 exons. Bases 171 to 1913 code for a protein of 580 amino acids. NCBI's taxonomy places the organism in Eukaryota, Metazoa, Arthropoda, Insecta, Orthoptera, Acrididae.